UUGUGUUUCUUGAUGAGUUAUCUUUCAAUUCCGUCAUUUGCCUCUUUGUAUCAGUCGUAAUUAGAGUUUGCAGUUGAGACAUACAGACGAAAUGGAUUGGCUCUUUGGCAAAAAGAUCAGCCCUGAUGAGAUGCUUCGCAAGAACCAGCGCGCCCUGAACAAGGCGAUGAGGGACCUGGAUCGCGAGCGCAUGAAAAUGGAACAACAGGAGAAGAAAAUCAUUGCGGACAUCAAGAAAAUGGCCAAGGAGGGCCAAAUGGAUGCGGUGAAGAUCAUGGCUAAGGAUUUGGUGCGCACCCGUCGCUACGCAAAGAAAUUCAUGCUCAUGAAGGCAAACAUUCAAGCCGUUUCCCUCAAGAUACAGACGCUUAAGUCACAGAACACAAUGGCUCAGGCAAUGAAAGGUGUCACAAAGGCCAUGCAAAACAUGAACCGCCAGCUGAAUCUACCGCAAAUACAAAAGAUCCUGCAGGACUUUGAGAAGCAAUCGGAAAUGAUGGACAUGAAGGAGGAGAUGAUAAACGACGCCAUCGACGAUGCCAUGGAGGACGAGGGCGAUGAGGAGGAGACCGAUGCUGUCGUUUCACAAGUGCUUGACGAAUUGGGCCUGCAGUUGGGCGAACAAUUGGGCGACCUGCCCAAUGCCUCCGGUUCGCUGUCCAUCGCCGGCGGGGCUGGCGCACAGAAGACGCUGGCUGCUGUGUCUGCCGGUGGUGUGGGAGGCGGUGGUGGUGGUGCCGGCGGCGGCGGCACUGGGAAUUCUGGCAGUGGUGCAGCCAGUGGCAGCGGUGGCACCUCCCCAAUGUCCGAUGCGGAUGCUGACCUCCAGGCUCGACUCGACAAACUACGAAAGGACUGAGUCCGAGAGAAUCUUCUGCCUGCCUGUCGUUUCCACGCGUAUUUUUAUACAAGAGAUUCCCCACCCUGUUUCGUCUCGCUUCGUGU
This is a messenger RNA of Drosophila guanche, 945 nucleotides long. It is a transcript of the gene Vps2, whose product is annotated as charged multivesicular body protein 2a. Bases 92 to 859 code for a protein of 255 amino acids. The record is from RefSeq and is a predicted model, not a curated record. Gene Ontology annotation, cellular component: multivesicular body; ESCRT III complex. The transcript is spliced from 2 exons. Lineage: Eukaryota; Metazoa; Arthropoda; Insecta; Diptera; Drosophilidae. Gene Ontology annotation, biological process: endosome transport via multivesicular body sorting pathway; protein transport; late endosome to vacuole transport.